CCGUCUUAUCCCAGCGGUGCCUCAUCUUAUCCCCCCGUCUCCUCGCUUCCUCCUCCCGCAGCUCACCUCAACUCCGGAAGCGAGAGCUCACUCCCCCCAUCCCCAUGGCUUCCACCGCGCUCUCCUCCGCCUUCUCCCUCCUCUCCCUCCCCUCCUCCUCCUCCCCCGCCGCCGCCGCCGCCGCCGCCCCAAGGUCCUUCGCCGUCCCCAGCCGCGCCCGCCCACGCCGCGCCGUCGCCGUGGUGGCGUCCACCGCCACCGAGUCCCCCAAGGUCCUGGAGCUCGGGGACGCCAUCGCGGGGCUCACCCUCGAGGAGGCGCGGGGCCUCGUGGACCACCUCCAGGAGCGCCUCGGCGUCUCCGCCGCCGCCUUCGCGCCCGCCGCCGUCGUCGCCGCGCCCGGCGCGGGCGGCGCGGGCGCCGCCGCCGACGAGGCCCCCGCCGAGAAGACGGAGUUCGACGUGGUCAUCGAGGAGGUUCCCAGCAGCGCGCGCAUCGCCAGCAUCAAGGUGGUGCGCGCGCUCACCAACCUGGCCCUCAAGGAGGCCAAGGACCUCAUCGAGGGCCUCCCCAAGAAGGUCAAGGAGGGUGUCAGCAAGGACGAGGCCGAGGAUGCCAAGAAGCAGCUCGAGGAGGUCGGCGCCAAGGUGUCCAUUGCGUGACACUAGUGCAUGACACCAUUGACAUGUAGAGGGGGCCAGAUGAAGAACACUCCUGAGGUAGUAAGGUUCCAGAUAUCUAUGCGCGGAGAUACCCAAAUGGAUGUUGUUUCUAUCUUUUUUGCGUGGAGGAAGUUCUAUUUUUAAACUCUAUUGUAAUAUGUAAGAUGUGAAUUGUUGAUGAUGCUAUUGCCUAUUGGCCAUUUGGCACCUUGAUGAUACGCAUCUACCGACC
Molecule: messenger RNA, 894 nt
Organism: Oryza sativa Japonica Group (Japanese rice)
Lineage: Eukaryota; Viridiplantae; Streptophyta; Magnoliopsida; Poales; Poaceae
Source: RefSeq, a predicted model, not a curated record